UAAAUUGCUGUGACCGUAGGAAGAAAGUUCAUUGAGAAGAUUAAAAACAGCAGCUUCCAAUCUGCAACUGCCAAGACAGCUCCUGGUCGGUGAUAAUAUCAAAAGUUCAAAAUGCAGCUGCUUCAAAGCGUUCUUAUCAUUUGUGCUUUUGUUGCUGAAGUGCAAUCUCUUACCUGCCUCUCUUGCAAUGUACAAAACCGUACAUGUAAGACCAUACAAACUUCUUGCCCCCCUGGGAUCAACAGCUGCAUCACAACGUCGAUCUCAAUGAAUACAGGUGGAAUUAAGCAAUUCGUGUUUUUUAAAGACUGUGGAGUAUGUGUACAAAACACCUCAUUGCAAUUUGGUCUCAUAAAUAUCGAGCAGAAAUGCAAAAGCUGCAGUUCCAAUCUGUGUAACGAUCAUCCUUUUGAAGAGGGACCUUCCAUCCUGAAUGGCCUCGAGUGCCAUACCAAUUCACCUGAAGACUCCAAUGCCAUGAACAUUGUGAAAUGUACCGGAAUUCAGGAUCGCUGCAUCACUGCUUCUGGCAAUUUUGGGGGAAUUAAAAUGGAACUGAGAGGUUGCGCAUCCAGUAUAGCUUGUCAAGCCAUUGACCAAUCACAGAUGGGGAUGCAGCUGAGUUAUACCGGAAAGUGCUGCGAGACCAAGCUGUGCAAUAAGGCUGUACUUUUUACAGGCUCCGGGAUUUCUCUCUCCAUCCUGGCGGCUGUUGCCAUGGUGACGUGGUUGUGAAUGGGGGGGGGGACCAGACGCUAACACAUCCCUCAAUGGGGCAACAAGUUGUCACGUCCCCGGCUUUCUGCAAGAUUCAGCCGCCGGCCCGACCGAAGUAAAUAAACGAAAUUAAAACAAACCAAGCCCGCGAUUUGAUGCCGCUCCGCGCUUUCCCUCACCUCCUGUUGUGUGUUUUCAUCCCAUCGGGACGGCUCCUGUCACUCGGAAUUGUGUCACCCUCAGAAUGAAAAUGUAUCACCGUGCUCUGUAAUUAAUAAAUAAACCAUUACAGGUUCA
Hemiscyllium ocellatum (epaulette shark) is the source of this 1014-nucleotide messenger RNA. RefSeq lists its product as uncharacterized. Lineage: Eukaryota; Metazoa; Chordata; Chondrichthyes; Orectolobiformes; Hemiscylliidae. The transcript has 6 exons. The record is from RefSeq and is a predicted model, not a curated record. Bases 112 to 735 code for a protein of 207 amino acids.